ACCCCGUCUCUACUAAAAAUACAAAAAAUUAGCUGGGUGUGGUGGCGGGUGCCUGUAGUCCCAGCUACUCGGGAGGCUGAGGCAGGAGAAUGGCGUGAACCUGGGAGGCGGAACUUGCAGUGAGCUGAGAUUGUGCCACUGCACACUGGCCUGGGCGACAGAGCGAGACUCCGUCUCAAAAAAAAAAAAAAAGAAAAAGAAACUCAUUUAAUCCUCACAAUAACCUCCAGGAGAUGGUGUCCUAUGAUGCCCAGUUAUAGAUAAGGAAACUGAAGCCCAGAGAGGUAAAGUCACCCACCCAAGGUCACACAGCUGGGGAGCAGCAGAGCUUAAUGUGAUGCCAAGUCAUGCCUCCUUAAACACUUCCUUCCACCAUCCAGUCCCCUCAUUCCUCCCUGGAGCCCCUAAAUCCAACCUAUCCCCUGAGGUCACCAUCAUUGUCACCUUAGUGUCACCUCCCAGACCUCUUCCAACAUAUCUCCUAACAGAAACUGUUUAUGUACCAAAAAACGUAGAGCUUUUGUCAAAGCUUUGCUUUUUACAAAUUCUAGUUUCUUGGGUGAGGUCCUAGAGACUAUGCCAGUCAAAGUGUGGCCUCCUAGCCAGCAGCACCACAUCACAUGGAACUUGUUAGCCAUACAACUACUUGGGCCCGACUGCAGGCUGGAAUCAAAAGCCCUGGGAAUGGGACUCAGUCAUUUGGGCUUUCACAAGCCCUCCAGGAGGCCCUGCCUGGUCUCGUCUGGGACCUGGGCCAGCAGCUGGGAGACCUGAGCCUGGAGUCUGGGGGCCUGGAACAGGAGAGCGGGCGUAGCUCGGGCUUCUAUGAAGAUCCCAGCUCUACAGGAGGUCCAGAUUCACCACCCUCAACCUUCUGUGGGGACAGUGGCUUCUCUGGAUCCAGCUCCUAUGGUCGCCUGGGUCCCUCUGAGCCCCGGGGCAUCUAUGCCAGUGAGAGGCCCAAGUCCCUAGGAGACGCCAGUCCCAGCGCUCCGGAGGUGGUGGGCGCGCGGGCAGCGGUGCCGCGGUCCUUCUCAGCGCCCUACCCGACGGCAGGGGGGUCCGCCGGCCCGGAGGCCUGCUCCUCGGCGGAGCGGCGGGCGCGCGCCGGGCCCUUUCUGACGCCCAGCCCCCUGCACGCUGUGGCGAUGCGCAGCCCGCGGCUCUGCGGCCGCCCUCCCACCGACUCGCCCGACGCGGGGGGCGCAGGGCGGCCCCUGGACGGCUACAUCUCGGCGCUCCUGCGCAGGCGCCGCCGCCGGGGGGCGGGCCAGCCCCGGACCAGUCCCGGGGGCGCGGACGGCGGCCCGCGGCGCCAGAACAGCGUGCGCCAGCGGCCGCCCGACGCGUCUCCGUCCCCCGGCAGCGCGCGGCCCGCGCGGGAGCCCUCGUUGGAGCGCGUCGGGGGCCACCCCACCAGCCCUGCCGCCUUGAGCCGCGCCUGGGCGUCGUCGUGGGAGUCGGAGGCGGCACCCGAGCCCGCUGCGCCGCCCGCCGCCCCCUCGCCCCCCGACAGCCCGGCCGAGGGCCGCUUGGUGAAGGCGCAGUACAUCCCGGGCGCGCAGGCGGCCACCCGAGGCCUCCCUGGCCGCGCCGCCCGCCGCAAACCGCCGCCACUGACCCGCGGCCGCAGCGUGGAGCAGUCACCGCCCCGGGAGCGUCCCCGGGCCGCCGGCCGCCGUGGACGCAUGGCCGAGGCCUCGGGCCGCCGCGGCUCGCCCAGGGCCCGCAAGGCCUCGCGCUCCCAGUCCGAGACCAGCCUGCUGGGCCGCGCCUCCGCGGUCCCUUCGGGGCCCCCCAAGUACCCCACGGCGGAGCGGGAAGAGCCUCGGCCGCCACGGCCACGCCGCGGCCCAGCGCCCACGCUGGCGGCCCAGGCCGCAGGGUCCUGCCGUCGCUGGCGCUCCACUGCGGAGAUCGACGCUGCCGAUGGGCGCCGCGUGCGGCCCCGAGCCCCUGCGGCGCGUGUUCCCGGCCCCGGCCCGUCCCCGUCAGCUCCCCAGCGUCGUCUGCUCUACGGCUGCGCGGGCAGCGACUCCGAGUGCUCGGCCGGGCGCCUGGGGCCCCUGGGACGCCGGGGGCCUGCGGGAGGCGUCGGCGGGGGUUACGGGGAGAGCGAAUCGAGCGCCAGCGAGGGAGAAUCGCCUGCCUUCAGCUCUGCCUCCAGCGACUCAGACGGCAGCGGUGGCCUCGUGUGGCCGCAGCAGCUGGUGGCGGCCACCGCGGCCUCUGGGGGCGGAGCAGGUGCAGGGGCGCCCGCGGGCCCCGCCAAAGUCUUCGUGAAGAUCAAAGCUUCCCACGCGCUCAAGAAAAAGAUACUGCGUUUCCGUUCGGGUUCUCUCAAGGUCAUGACUACAGUGUGAGUUUGGGGAUUUGCUUGGGCUCCCCCUUCAUGGCCUCUGCACCUCCACACUCCCAACCACUGACCCUUCCACAUCUACCUUCCAAAGACCAUCGUUUUCUCUGCUUCCAAAGACCCCCCUCACUCUCGCCACUCCUAACAGUCUUGGUUGAAAAGGCUCCCCCACCGCCACCUAGAGGAAUGGGGAGGAGCCCUGUUUGACCCAGUUCAGCUUCUAGCUUGGAAGCCCUUGGGCAGGACAGUUCCCCUUCUCUGGGCGUCACUUUCCUCCUCUGUACAGUAAGUGUCCAUGUAUGCAAAAGGGGUAAUUCGGUUUGAAUUUCCCCGUUUUAGUUUAGAAGCCUAGUCUGUUUGUUCCCCUUCACUGCUGUCCCUCUCAUUCCUGAUGAGCCCUCUCAUUUCUCCUUUCCUUGCCCAACUGUGGCCCCCUCUCAUUCACAAAGUGCCCCCUCCAUGUCCCUGGACCCUUAAGAUAUCCCCUUGGCACCCUGGUCAGAGACUCUGUGUCUGACUCAGGUAGCUCCUGCAGAGUGCCCUGGGAAGGGAAGGAGCACUGAUUUGGGGGUUUUGAGGGUCAAGUAGGGGUUGGUAACACCUGGAAAGAAGGACUCUUUCACCUCGAUCCCUGGACAAUUAUGGAGGAUUCGGAGGUAGAAGAGGGGAAGGAAGACGGUUUCUAUCUCAUGCCCGCCACUCCCUGUGAGAGGGAAUGGGGGAAGCCUGGUGACCCUCAGCUGUUCCAAUCUAGUAUUUUUUUCUUUUUUAAAUUACUGUAUUUAUUAUGACGAUGGUGACCCCCCAGUGCAAAGGGGGCCAGAUUCUGUGUGUUUCUCUAACCUCUUUGUAAGUAAAUGCACAGUGUGACAUA
Messenger RNA from Pongo pygmaeus (Bornean orangutan), 3230 nucleotides. RefSeq names its product dishevelled binding antagonist of beta catenin 3 (gene DACT3). The record is from RefSeq and is a predicted model, not a curated record. The coding region runs from base 621 to 2363 and encodes 580 amino acids. Lineage: Eukaryota; Metazoa; Chordata; Mammalia; Primates; Hominidae. The transcript is spliced from 4 exons. Gene Ontology annotation, biological process: negative regulation of canonical Wnt signaling pathway. Gene Ontology annotation, cellular component: cytoplasm.